Molecule: messenger RNA, 4755 nt
Organism: Anopheles moucheti
Lineage: Eukaryota; Metazoa; Arthropoda; Insecta; Diptera; Culicidae
Gene: ssp6
Exons: 6
Coding region: 1176-3530 (784 amino acids)
Molecular function (GO): protein binding
Source: RefSeq, a predicted model, not a curated record
UGCUGUCAUGUUUAGUCGAACGUUAGCCACUAGCACUCGCGGGAGGUCGUUCACUAGUUGUGCACCCAGCUCGUUUACAGCAGCUCCGUACGGAGCAUAACGUACGGGUGCUGCGGGUGGUCGACGGUUAUCCUUCCGUUCUUCCAACUUCGCACCGUGUCCGGCAUACUCCUGUGAGUGGGCUUCGUGGAGGCGGUGGCUGCCUACCAAGAUAUCCGGUCUUCUGCUUCUGUGUACCAUCGUUGUUGUUUUCUUUCUUUCUUUCGUCGCUAGUACAUUUAACCUAUUACCCGCUCGUGUACUGUCGCGGAAGAAUUUCUUUGUGAUUUAAGAGUUUGUGGGGGAAAAAGAAGUAAAAAUUGAAAAACAUGGCGACCGCUUUGUUCCUUCGAAUCCUUGAAGUGCGUGAUACUAAAGAAAAUGUUCCUGCAAGCAUCUGCAAAUUUAGUGCAAAACAAACGGCAUAAAGUGUAGUCUAAGUGAGGUGCCCCACAUUGUUUUCUAUCCCACCUCCGCUUUGCUCUCCUUUACUCGGUCGCAUGCAAAUAACAAAAAAAAAGAACAACAUGUCCUUCACAGCACGCCUUGUUACAAUAAUCCAGGACAUGUGUGCCAACCAUCUCGCAUGUCACCUGUGCACCGUCGUCGCAUCGAAGCAGGUGGCGCGUGCUUCACGGGGGAUAAAGGCAAAAAUCGAUGGCAGAAAACUGUCCAGAAAGUGGGAAGUUUAAAUUACGCAAAAAAAGGGGGCAAAAAUCGAUUCUUCCUGCUAACCGCUUCAAACGUGGCAACUGAACGAGAGAGACAGAGAGAAAGAAGUGGUUGGCUAAAAAAAAAAUUAGCAAGGGAUCAAACAUAUCCUACCCGUGGCUAGUGGGUGCGAAUGUAUAGUGUAUGGAUGUGUGUGUUUGUGUGUGCAUUUAAAUCAUCGUACAAAGGAGAAUCCUUGUACAUCUGCGAAACAAGUGCCAAAUGUUGAUGGAACUGUUUUUAAACGUAAUCAGCGAAAGAUCAACCACCUCCUCCUCAACGAGGCUGCCAUUAAAGUGUGAUGCUAAUGAUUAAAACAUUAGUUGCAAUCGAUUUUAAGAGCGUCCCAGCAUCGAACGGAUCCAUCUGCCGUAGUGUACAGGCCGCCUAGUGCUGAGUGCAGUGCGGAAUCUGCAAGCAUCAAGAUGAACCCUGACCGGAACAGCCGGAAGUAUCGCUCCGGAAACAAUCUGUACAGCGACGAUGAGCUGGAAUUAUCGUCGUCACAGGUACUGGAAAAGGUAAAGCCGGAUCGCGUCACUUCCACCAAACCGGACGAAGAUCGCCGUCGUCGCACGAUCAUCGUCGAGAAGAAGAAUGGUUCGUACGGUUUUACGUUACAAAGUUACGGCAUUCACUACAAAAAGGAACAGGAGGUCGAGGUGAUAACGUACGUGGAUUACGUCGAGUACGAUGGUCCGGCGUAUCGGGCCGGGAUGCGCGAGGGCGACGUCAUCCUCUCGAUCAACGGUUACGAUAUGGAGAAGGCCGAACACAAGGAUCUGGUCAACUUUAUCAAAAACUGUGAUAAUAGAAUGCGCAUGGUGGUGCUGUUCGAGGACUGCUGCCGGAAGGUGGAGCUACACUUGAAGUACAUCCAGCUGCAGGAUCUGCUCAAAAGCAAGAUGUCCGAUUUGGAAAGGAUUUGCUUGCGGGAGCGCGAACUGUUGGAGGGCAAGUGGAAAACGCACAGCUUACCGGCGAGAAAGAAGGCGAACGCUGCGACCGGGGAUGAUAUCGAUCCCGGUUCGACGACGGACGUGGAAUCAAGCUCUGGGCCAUCGUUUUGCCGUCCGGCAGCCUCGACCGAGGACGUGAAGAAGUUGCUCCGACAGAAAACGUACAUUGUACCACCACCGGCACAAUUUAUGCUCGCUUAUCAUUGCCUGGAUAGUAACUAUCGUUACGUAAUCCAUCCCUCCUCCCAAGCUGCUGGUACGUGCGAAAGUGCCAGCGGUACCGAAUACACAUCCUGUGCUCAACCGAACAACCCAACAGCGGCCAAACUUUGCAAGGACCAUCAGCAUAUGAUGCGCGGCUCCUCGCUAGACAGUAGCUCACUCGGUGCGGGUGUUGGCUGCAAGCAGCAGCAGCAAUCCUCCGCCUCGCCAACGAAAAGUCUUCACAAUUACGACACCAAAGCAACCAAAUCGUCGUCAUCCGGUACGUCCCGGCGCAGUGGUCACCUGCACGGGCACUCGUGCAACCCUUGCAUGGGACACUUUCUGCGCAGCAGCAGCAGUAGCAGCGACAAGAACCGUUCCGGUGAGAAGGAUAACACCAGCCUGGAUGCGUACGAUCUGGCGAGCCCGUGCUGUGAUCCACAGUGUGUUCCGUCGCGUCGCAAAUCGAAACAUCAUAAAGAUCACCACCACAAGCACAAACACCGUGACAGGGAGGGAAAGGAACACGGUGGGAAGGAUCGUAUACCGAGGCCAAAGUCACAACCGCAUAUUUCACCACAGCAGCAGCAGCAGCAGCAGCACCAACAGCAGCCCCAUCACUCACAGUCAAGCUAUCUCUACCGUCACAAAGAUAAGCACGAUCAUCACCAUUCGAAAGUGUAUGACCUAAACGCUAGUCUCGCGAGCCAUUGUAGUCUGCACUCGUGCACCUCGAGCGAGUUUAACCCUGCGGCGGAGAACUCGCCCGCAUCCUAUAGCACAUCCAUCAGCACCGACACGCUCUACUGGGAGCCGCACAGCGAAUCGACCACGGUGUCCGCUUCCGGUUCGAUCCACAAGAAGCCACCGGCCGGCGGUAGUACCACCAGCGCCACCACUACCAGUGGCGCACUCGUCCCGAUCGGUGCCCGACCACCGCACACACAUCAGCACCAUUACUACAUACAGAAGUACAUCCAUCCGCAACAUCAUCCCGGAGCCGGGCAGCAGCAGGGACAGCAACAGCAGCAGCAGCAGCAACUUGCCAUCUUUCCACCACCACCAGCAUUGCCUGCCGUCCACAAGCCCAAAUCUUGGGACAAUCUCGCGAUGAAGGGUUACGGUGGGUACGGGUACGGGUACGGAUAUCUCGAGGUCGGUGGCGGUGCUGUCGGCGCGGCCCUAACGAAAACGAACCUACCGACGGCGACACGCACCCAAACGACCAUCACCAUCCAGCACCGGAACUCGAUACCGAAGAAGAACGGCUACGAACGGUACUCGGCGUUUGUCGACGUGGAAAACUAUGCGCCACCACCGACACAGUUCCUGCAGGAGACCACCACCACAACCACGACGAUCACUACGAAAUCGACCGAGAAUCUGCUCGGUCCGUACAACCGUUCCGAUUCCAGUCUGUCCUGCGAGUGUCUCGAGACGGCACCGUUGACCGGUGGUGGUGGUGGUGGUGCGGCGGGAACAUCCGGUAGCAUGGUGGAACACGUGCACGACAAAUCCGGCUACUAUUCCAGCCUUGGUGGUGCGCCGAGUUCGGGUGGCAGCGGUGGUGCCGGUAAGAAAUCAAACCCCAACUUAACCGAAAUAGCUCGCCUUUAAGGUGUGGUGCAGUCGCUGCAUAGAGUGUAGUAGCGAGUUUUGUUCGCGUGCUUGGUACACAUUCCAAAAAUUACAGUCGGUAGGACAAACUAAGGACAUUCAGGCUGAGGGUAGAUGUUGUAACGUUUUGUAACGUUUAAUUACGGCCAGCAAGCAAACAAAAGACAGAUCCGCUUUCAAGUGAUACAUUAUUAGUUAAAGAGCGUGCGCUAUCAUUUAAUUAUUUGCAUAUUCUACUAUCACGAACAGGCUUCCGAUUAACGCAUGGAAAACAUGCUUGUGUACACUCUAUCGUUUAUCCAUUUCAAAGUUCCGUAUGCGCUAGCUAAUCCGGAAGGCAAGGUUCCCAUUUCCGUGAUGUUCGCUAUUAGUCGGCUACGGUUUGGGCUAACGCGGGAAUGAAGCUGUUUGAAGCGCUAUUAGAAGAUGGUGUUGUAGUGAACACUUUAAACCAUAGUAGAACCAGUUUUGCUCAGUACUUUUCCGUAGGUUAGAACAGUGGAAGAUGGUAAGGAUCCUAAUUGUGGGGAGUGAUCGCUAGAAUCGUCAAAAACCUCAGGAAAAGAGGACCGUUGGAAAUGGGAAACGGCGUGUGUGCACUGCACACAGACUGCAGAAGAGAGCCUAGUAAAAAAAGGACCGAAUGAUAACGAUAAUAUCGGAGCGCAGGUAAGACGUACGAGGGUGAAUUAUUAUUAUAGAUAAUACAUAAAUCUUGCAGAGCUAACGAUUUCAUCAAAACUUCAACGAACAUGUUUCCUUACCGUGCGUGUGUGAAUAUCAUUCAAACUCCGAAACCGGAUCCAAUACGGAAUGCAAUACGAGGGUUUUGUUUAUUAACAGAAGUACUUUAACGAGAUUACCUUGUUGUUGUUGGCUGGCGAUAAAUUACUAUUUCGAUUGGUACUACGCGCCGUUCUAGAUCAGUUCUAGUAGAUCGUCCGGUAAAUAGUCCUUUCGUACGAAAUAUAUAAACACUAUAACGCGCGAACUGACGACCGACAAUGGCGACGGUUUGCCUUUUCUUGAUCAUGCGGCCGCGUAUGGCGAUCGUUUAUCGUUGUUUAAUAGUUUUGUAUAGCUAACAAGAAUAUACUUCCGCGUAAGGCUAGUUGUUUUAGUGUAAGAUAAUUGCUUUCAAUUACUGGAAAAAACAUCCAUCUCUUUACCUUAGAACGGCUUCGAUUGCUCUUGUUCUUUUCUUUUAACGAACUUUUUUACUAUU